Ceutorhynchus assimilis (cabbage seed weevil) is the source of this 1221-nucleotide messenger RNA. NCBI's taxonomy places the organism in Eukaryota, Metazoa, Arthropoda, Insecta, Coleoptera, Curculionidae. The record is from the annotation of a GenBank genome assembly.
AUGGAACAAGGAUUUAUUAAGGGCAACAGUAUAAAUCUGCCUAAAAUCGACGUGUUGAUGCUGGGAGAGUUUUUAGCAUCAAAUAAGGACUUUUGUUCAGCAGAAUUUAGAAAUGUGAAAACUUCCAUGUCCUCCAGACCAUCAUAUGGCGAUGACGCUGUAAGUUACGUACAGCUUAAACGCGAAGGAAAUCUGUGCACAGUGAAAGGCAAAAUCUGCCCAGAACAUAAAGUCCAUGCAAAGUUGUAUGGAGUAACUUUAAUAGUGGACGAACAGCAAGAGGCAGUGAAAUCAAUAGAAUGUCAUGAUUGUGUGGCUUCGCUAGGACGCUGCAAACACGCCAUAGCUUUUCUGAUGUGGGUCCAUCGCAGGAGUGAGGAGCCAUCCUGUACGUCUGUUGAGUGUUAUUGGAUGAAAUCCAAACUUUCCAGGGUCGGAUCUACCCUAAAAUAUAUAACAGCCAAAGAAUUGUCCAAUGGUAGGCCUAGCUUGUCAUCAAAUACUUCAGUGUUUGAGGAGUUUUUAGAGGAAGGGAAGAGAAGAAAACUAACUAACUGUGAGGUACUAAAAUAUCAAGCCAACUAUGUUUUUGAUCAAAUAAAGAGUUUGUCUAUGCACAAAUUAGUUUUAAAAUAUAAAGAGAGAUCCUGCGAUACAUUUUUGGAGAAAAUGGUAUUAACUGAUACUGAUAUCAGUAGUAUUGAAAAAGAGACAAGGGGUCAACAUAAAAGCAGUCUCUGGCACGAGUUGAGAUACGGCAGGAUAACCGCUUCACGGGCAUAUGAGUUCAGUCGGUGCAAAACCAGUGAUGGAACAUUAAUCUCGUUAAUAAUGGGUGGAAAAAUUCCAGACACACUGGCCAUGAAACGUGGUAGAAUUUUAGAAGAGGAAGUAAGGAAGACUGUGAGUACCAAACUGGGAAAAAAAAUUAAUAAGUGUGGUUUAAUGCUUUCUGAAAACUAUCCCAUGAUAGCAGGAUCACCUGAUGGGAUCUGUGAAAACAGUAUUAUAGAAAUUAAAUGUCCUAUGCAGCUACAAAUGUAUGUAACAGGACUUAAAAGAGGCUACUAUUGUGUAGCUGAUUGCAACUACAGUGCGAAUAAAAAUGUACAAAUAAUAAGUGUCUCAUAUGAUGAAAAAUAUGUAUUGAAAUUUCUAAAUGAUAUAGUUUUUUCAUGGAAAAAUAAUGUUUAUCCAUUAUUAUAUCAAAGCACUCUAUAG